GGCGACCAUCCCGUCGACCGUCUGAUGCGGCACGCGGACGACGAAUUCGAUGUCCUCACCGGAGAUGCAAUGAACGGCCAUAGGUCGCCGGCAGACGUCUACCGUGCGCAACGGGGACGGCAUCCGCCCCCGGGCUUCGACGCGUGGCUUGCCUUUGCCAAAAAGCACAACGCGCUCAUCCACGAGCGGUUUUUCGACCGCGUGUACGACGACCUGCGGCCGUUCUGGGGCGUGAAGCCGGCGAAGAUCCGAGGGUUUGCCGCGGGCUUCGGGGAUGCGUUGGUGGUGCGGAACGGCACGGUUACGAUUCGCUCGGACGGGGUGGACCGCCCGUGGCUGGGUCCGUGGGCGGAGAUGGUGCAAGAGGUGGCGGAGCAUCUGCCGGACUUGGAGAUGGCGAUGAACGUGCUGGAUGAAUCGCGGGUCAUCGUGCCGUGGGAGACGAUCGCGGGUGCUGUGGAAAAGGAGAUAGCCGGUCGCAAAUCGCCCGAACAGCUCUUCGAGUCGUUGGCCUCGUACCGCACUGAGUAUGAUCUGACGUGGCCCGAUGAGAUGUCCCGAGGGGUUCUGUCGUCAAGUGCGCAGUUUGUGACCGCUGGGAAGUACUGGGAUCUUGCAAAGCCCGGUUGCCACCCCGCGUCCCUGGCGCGCAACGAUCCCUUUCCCAAUUAUUCCGGGGCCUAUCCUCCUCCCACGCAAUUCCUCACGCACUUGUUCAACGACUACGUCUCGAACUGGACCCGAGCCAAGGACCCCUGCUCGCAACCUCAUCUCCGAUCGCGCCACGGCACCUUUAUCGAACCUCUCUCCAUCUCCACCACCACCGACCUCGUCCCCAUCUUCGGCGGCUCCAAGCUCUCCAUGAACAACGAUAUCCUCCUCCCCGCCGCCAUGUACUACCAUGACGUCUCUCCCGGCCACGUCUACUCCAGCAGUGGCACCGAGCCUCCCUGGGCCAAAAAAUCCACCAAGAUGAUCUGGCGGGGCGUCGCUUCCGGCGGCCGCAACCGCCACGACACCUGGCCGCACUUCCACCGCCACGGUUUCGUCUCCAUGGUCAAUGCCACCGCCGCCCACCUCGUCGAGACCGGCUCCAGCACCCCCGCCCAAACCUUCCGCCAGCUCUCUCCCACCGCCCACCUCCGCAUCCAACCUCUCCGCGAAGGCCGCCUUGGCCAAUGGCUCCCCGCCUUCUCCGACGUCGCCUUCACCGGCCUCGAAUGCUUCCCGCAGGAACCCGGUUUCGGCUGCUCUUACACCGACCCGUACUUCGCCCUCGCCACCCCGCUCCCGUUCGCGGAGAUGCUCACCGCUAAAUACCUCCCCGACCUCGACGGGAACUCGUACAGCGCGCGCUACCUCGAGUUCCUGCGUUCAGGGUCACUGCCCAUCAAGGCGACGCUCUAUAAUGAAUGGCACGACGGGCGGCUGGUCGCGUGGAAGCACUUUGUCCCGAUGGACAACACCUUCAUCGAUAUCUACUCCAUCAUGGAGUAUUUCAUCGGGUAUGGCGAGAAGCCGCCGCACGAUCGCGCGGCGAGGAAGAUCGCGACCGAGGGGAAGGAGUGGGCGGCGAAGGUGUUGAGGAAGGAGGAUAUGGUGCUCUAUACGUUUCGGUUGUUGCUGGAGUACGCGCGACUCUGCGACGAUGGGCGCGAGGAGUUGGCGUACGUUGGUGACCAG
This is a messenger RNA of Eremomyces bilateralis CBS 781.70, 1683 nucleotides long. RefSeq lists its product as uncharacterized. The record is from RefSeq and is a predicted model, not a curated record. The annotation marks the transcript as partial. The transcript has a single exon. NCBI's taxonomy places the organism in Eukaryota, Fungi, Ascomycota, Dothideomycetes, Eremomycetales, Eremomycetaceae.